This is a messenger RNA of Vombatus ursinus (common wombat), 1160 nucleotides long. RefSeq names its product TatD DNase domain containing 3 (gene TATDN3). Gene Ontology annotation, molecular function: hydrolase activity, acting on ester bonds. Lineage: Eukaryota; Metazoa; Chordata; Mammalia; Diprotodontia; Vombatidae. The transcript has 10 exons. The record is from RefSeq and is a predicted model, not a curated record. Bases 20 to 844 code for a protein of 274 amino acids.
CUCCGGAGGAGAGGCAGCCAUGGGAGCCGUGACGCCCGGGUUUGUGGAUUGUCACUGUCACCUCUCCGCGCCCGACUUCGACUCGGAUCUUGAAGAUGUGUUGGAGAAAGCCAAGAAGGCCAAUGUGUUAGCCAUUGUAGCAGUUGCCGAACACUCAGGAGAGUUUGAAAAGGUCAUGCAGCUUUCAGAAAGGUACAUGGGGUUUGUUCUGCCAUGCCUAGGUGUUCACCCUGUUCAAGGACUUCUACCAGAAGACCAACGAAGUGUCACUUUAAAGGACUUGGAUGUAGCUUUGCCACUUAUAGAAAAUUAUAAAGAUCACUUGCUGGCAAUUGGGGAGGUUGGAUUAGAUUUCUCCCCCAGAUUUGCCAGGACUGACGAGCACAAGGAGGAGCAGAGACAAGUCCUUAUUAGACAGAUCCAAUUAGCUAAAAGACUAAAUUUACCAUUGAAUGUUCACUCACGUUCAGCAGGCAGACCAACUAUUAAUCUCCUUCGUAAGGAAGGUGCUGAGAAGGUGCUGCUCCAUGCCUUUGAUGGCCGCCCAUCUGUAGCCAUGGAAGGAGUGAGUGCAGGAUACUUUUUUUCAAUUCCUCCUUCUUCAGCAAGGAGUGGACAGAAGCAGAAACUAAUAAAGCAGCUGCCUUUAUCUUCUAUAUGCUUAGAAACAGAUUCACCUGCGCUGGGACCAAUAAAACAGGAGCGGAAUGAACCUAGGAACAUUUCCAUUUCUGCAGAAUUCAUUGCCCAGGUGAAAGGGAUCUCAGUGGAAGAAGUUAGAGAAGUGACAACUCAGAAUGCUUUGAAACUGUUUCCCAAACUCCGGCAUCUGCUUCAAAAAUAACCUGCCAGAUUUCCUCCAGGAAAAUCAUUUCCUAAUAUGCCACCAGGUGGCAGCAUUGAAGGAAAAGACAUCUCUGACCAAAGAAAGAACAUGGUCUGGAUAGGGGCCACCAGCAUAGAGUAAUGAGAACUUUAAAUUGCUCUCAGUUCAGUUUAUGGGAAGUAAGCCUGUCUGGCAUUUCUGGAGCCAGGGUUUAGUUCCAGCUCUGCCACUGGCUGUGUGUUGUUUAAAAGUCAAUCAAAUGCUGAGGGAGGAGGGUGGGAAUAGAUGCUGCUGCUGCUGCUGCUGCUGCUGCUGCUGCUGCUGCUGCUGCUGC